AUGGGAGCAUGGUUUGGAAUAUCUCAUGACGCUAAAGAACUCCACUGUCUCCUAAGGUUACAGAAAAGGGCUGCCCGAGUAAUCCUUGGAGUUGACUCUUAUUCUAGAAGUGUUAUAAACUUUAGUAAACUAGGCUGGUUGCCUUUUUUUGAUGAAAUCAAACUAAAUAAGUGUACAAUGAUUUUUAAGAGCCUUAAAGGCGAUGUUCCGAUUUACAUCAGAGACUUGCUCAAGACGAACAGUUCUGUACACAAUAGGUCUACUAGACAUGGCAAUUUAAAUUUAGUGUGUCCCAAAUACCUAAGAAAUAAUGAUGGUGGCAAGGCAUUCAGUGUUGUCGCAGUUAAGUUAUGGAACAGCCUUCCCCAUAAUAUCAAAAAUAAGCCUAGUAUAAAACUAUUCAAAACAGCUGUGAAAAAGUAUUUUAUAAGCUCAUAUAGAAACCUGGACAACUUUGAAACAAUAUUAAGCAAUAGCACAUUAUCUAAUUUUAAUUUUUUAUAA
Messenger RNA from Pocillopora meandrina, 504 nucleotides. The record is from the annotation of a GenBank genome assembly. Lineage: Eukaryota; Metazoa; Cnidaria; Anthozoa; Scleractinia; Pocilloporidae.